Molecule: messenger RNA, 1207 nt
Organism: Phasianus colchicus (ring-necked pheasant)
Lineage: Eukaryota; Metazoa; Chordata; Aves; Galliformes; Phasianidae
Gene: NPBWR1
Product: neuropeptides B and W receptor 1
Biological process (GO): neuropeptide signaling pathway
Cellular component (GO): plasma membrane; neuron projection
Molecular function (GO): neuropeptide binding; neuropeptide receptor activity
Source: RefSeq, a predicted model, not a curated record
AUGGAAAAUACCUCUCUCCCUGAGCCUAAUUCUUCAUGUGUGGCUGGGCACACAGACUGUGCAAGAAGAGGAGAUGCAGAGCUGAAUAUUCCCACUCCCCCACCAAGCCCCAGCUCCUACAUCACGAUGCCUGUCAUCUAUUCCAUCAUCUGUGCCGUGGGACUGACAGGUAACACUGCUGUCAUCUAUGUAAUCCUCAAAGCUCCGAAGAUGAAGACAGUCACCAACAUCUUCAUCCUCAAUUUAGCCAUUGCUGAUGAGCUUUUUACCUUGGUGCUGCCCAUCAACAUUGCUGACUACCUGCUCCUACAAUGGCCCUUUGGAGAGUUCAUGUGCAAGCUCAUCAUCUCCAUAGACCAGUACAACAUUUUCUCCAGUAUCUACUUCCUCACCGUUAUGAGUGUUGACCGCUACCUUGUUGUAGUGGCCACCACCAAGUCCAGGAAGAUGUCUUACCGCACCUACCGAGCUGCCAAGAUUCUCAGCCUCUGCAUCUGGUCCUUAGUCACAGUCAUCAUCUUGCCUUUCACUGUCUUUGCUAAGGUACACAAGGAGCAGGGGCGCUCCCAGUGUGUUUUCGUGUUCCCUCAUCCUGAAAGCCUGUGGUGGAAAGGCAGUCGGAUCUACACCCUUGUCUUAGGCUUUGCUAUCCCAGUGUCCACCAUCUGCACCCUCUACACCAUCAUGUUGUGCAGAUUGAGACGUGUGCAUCUUCAUAGCAAUGCAAAAGCCCUGGAUAAAGCAAAAAAAAAAGUGACACUGAUGGUGGUUGUCAUCCUGGCUGUGUGUCUGUUCUGCUGGACACCCUAUCACCUUAGCACAGUGGUGGCCCUUACCACAGACAUCCCGCAAACUCCUCAAAUUGUUGGGAUUUCCUACUUCAUCACUAGCUUGAGUUAUGCCAACAGCUGCUUCAACCCUUUCUUGUAUGCCUUUCUGGAUGACAGUUUCCGGAGGAGUUUUCGCAAACUGAUGGACUGCAGAACCACCUCAUAGAGCCAACACGAUGUUCCCUUCUCACUGCUAUCUGCUCUUUCUGAGGGUAUUGAGCCCAAAGAAUGCUUUUGCUCCAGCUCCACUGUGAUGGUCCACAGUGCUUCAGAUUGUUUCACUGCCCAAAUUACAAACUGGGGACAGAUGGGUCAUUCUCAGCUUUCUAGCACCUAUUUCCUCAGCAUUGCUUUCCAUCUCUUUCCCUAGUGUUUGU